Messenger RNA from Tuber aestivum (summer truffle), 5036 nucleotides. NCBI's taxonomy places the organism in Eukaryota, Fungi, Ascomycota, Pezizomycetes, Pezizales, Tuberaceae. The record is from the annotation of a GenBank genome assembly.
AAGCAUCACAAUCCCAACUUCCCCCCUCCCCUCCCCAUCGGCCCUCUUCCUUAUCGAUAACGAAGAGUGGGAGAAGGAUGCUGGAUGGGGUGCGGUAACUUACGUCGGACAGUCCAAAGGAAGGGGCGACCUUCUCGGCGGCUAUUAAUAACGUCAUAUUUUCCGUGGUGGGGAGGAGCCCCUCCUUGAACUCCUCGAUUUCUCAUCGCCGAUUCCAUCCAAGUACUGGUAGGCCCUUGGAUUUCUUCGUCCUUUUAAGUUACUUAUUUCUUUUACGUGUCCGCAUGGUCUUCUCUUCAUUUUCUUCUUCUCCCCUCACUUGAUCCCGGGGAAACGGGCGAGCAAACAUUCGGUUUUCUUUUUCUUCUUCUUCAAGGUUCCCUCACAUAAAAUCGUUUGGAUUGCAUAUCGGUAGUUCUUUAGAAGGAAUAUUUUGUUAUAAAGCUCCCUAAUUUUCCGUCCAGAAUUCCUAUUUUAUACGUCCGGACGGGAUAAGGCUGUCGGAAUGUCGAAAGGAAUUAGAAUUGCUAUCGAUGUUAGUGUUCUCCCAUGAGGUAAUUCAUCCUUUUUGAACCAGCAUAGUAGCUGACUGCCCUGUUACCGCUAAAGCGUGGUGGAACCUUCACGGAUUGUGUUGGGAAUCCAGGCACCGGCAAACUUGAAGAUGAUGUUCUUAUCAAGCUCCUCUCCGUGGAUCCCGCCAAUUACGAUGAUGCUCCGCUGGAAGGAAUUAGGAGGUUAAUGGAGAAGUUUACCGGAGAGAAGAUCGAGCGUGGAGAUCUACUAGACACAUCGAAAAUCGGUAAGCCGAUCUCUAAAUUCCCAGCCUGUCUAACUGGGGACUAAACACUUUUUCUGCAGAAUCAAUACGGAUGGGGACAACGGUGGCUACAAACGCUCUACUCGAACGAAAAGGAGAAAAGUGCGCAUUGAUCACUACCAAGGGGUUCAAGGACUGUUUGGUUAUCGGUUAGCACUCGUCCCCGGUUAGCAGAUCGUUCACAGAGUUGACCUGCGCCUUUUCAGGAAACCAGUCCCGUCCAAAGAUCUUCGACCUCGCUAUCCGUAAACCCGAGGUCCUUUACCAGCAGGUCGUUGAGAUAGACGAACGAGUCACCCUUGAAGACUACGCUGAGCAUCCAGAUCGCGAGAUUACAGACAUUUCCAAGGCCAGUGACCCUGAUCUUGUGCGUGGUCUAUCUGGCGAGGCUGUCCGUAUUCUUGUAAGGCCUUCUGAGGAUUCCAUCCGAAAGGAUCUCCAACGGUUGUACGAUGAAGGGUUCCGGUCAAUUGCUGUUUGUUUGAUGCACUCCUACACAUUUUCAGACCAUGAGCUGCUUGUUGGCAAAAUUGCCGGGGAAAUUGGGUUCCCACACAUUAGUCUUUCAUCUCAAUUGAUGCCAAUGAUUAAGUUUGUUCCACGAGCCACCAGCGCUGCCGCGGAUGCAUACCUGACACCGGAAAUUAAGAGAUAUAUUUCAGGUUUUGAAAACGGGUUUGCCGGAGGUCUCGGGAGAGAGAGUGUGCGGAAGCAGGGCGGCAAAGGGGCCAGAUGCGAAUUUAUGCAGAGCGAUGGAGGCUUGGUGGAUGUUAGCAAGUUCUCUGGCCUCAGAGCCAUCCUUUCGGGUCCCGCCGGAGGCGUGGUCGGGUAUGCUCUGACAUCGUAUGACCCCGAAACCAAUAUACCGGUUAUCGGGUUUGAUAUGGGCGGAACAUCAACGGAUGUUUCAAGAUACGGCUCAGGGCGAUACGAGCAUGUAUUUGAGACUACCACUGCCGGUAUUACCAUCCAGAGCCCUCAGUUGGAUAUUAAUACUGUGGCAGCAGGUGGUGGCUCUCGGCUGUUCUGGAGAAAUGGGCUGUUUGUAGUUGGACCUGAAUCCGCUGGAGCUCAUCCUGGUCCUGCUUGUUAUCGGAAGGGUGGUCCAUUGACUGUCACGGACGCCAAUCUGUUCCUUGGCCGACUACUGCCAGAAUUCUUCCCGAAGAUCUUUGGAAAGAGUGAAGACGAAGCUCUCGAUGAGUCUGCGAGUGAGAAUUUAUUCAAAGAGCUGACCGAGGAGAUUAAUAAAGAAUUAUGCACAAGGGAGGGGAACAAACCCAUGUCUCCGGAGGAGGUUGCAUAUGGCUUUGUCAAAAUUGCGAACGAGUCCAUGACUAGGCCUAUCAGAAGUUUGACUGAGGCUAAAGGGUACGACACCUCCAUCCACAGGCUUUCCACAUUCGGAGGUGCGGGAGGUCAGCACGCUGUUGCAAUCGCGGAAAGCUUGGGUAUCCGCCAAAUUUUGAUCCACAAAUACUCUUCCGUAUUAUCGGCCUAUGGGAUGGCAUUGGCGGACGUUGUUCACGAAGUCCAGGAGCCCAGCUCCGCCGUAUUUGGCAAGGAGCAAAAGGCCAGCUUCGUUAGCAGGCUUGACGAGUUGAAGGCAAAGGCAACCGGCGUUCUGCUUGGGCAAGGUUUUGAUGGGGGGGAUAUCGUUCACGAAGAAUACCUCAACAUGAGGUAUCGCGGAACUGAGUCGGCCCUCAUGGUUGUCCGCCCCCGAAAGGACGAAUUCGGUGGUGAAGAAUAUGAGUUCGGUAAGGCUUUUGUGAGGCAGCAUGAGCAAGAAUUUGGCUUUACGCUUCCUAACCGAGACAUUAUGGUGGACGAUAUUCGCGUUAGAGGGGUCGGUAAGAGCUUCCGGGGGUUAGAGAAAACAGUCGAUCAACAAUUAGGGGCAAUCAACCCUACCCCAGUUGAUCAGUCAAAGCGUCACAGUAUGAAGAAUGUGUACUUUGAGGGAGGCCGACGGGAAACUCCACUUUACCGGCUCAGUGAUUUGGCUGUUGGUGAGAAGGUUCAAGGACCUGCCAUCUUGGCUGAUGGGACGCAGACUAUUGUGGUUACUCCAGGAGCGACAGCGCUGGUUAUUGAAACUCACGUAGUAAUUAACCUUGGCGACGCGGACGAGAAGCAGGCGGGACCACGAAAGAUAAGCACGAGAGAUGUUGACCCUAUUAUGUUGAGUAUCUUCGCACAUAGGUUUAUGGCAAUUGCCGAGCAGAUGGGUAGAGCUUUGCAAAAAACUAGUGUCAGCACCAAUGUUAAGGAGAGAUUGGACUAUAGUUGCGCGCUAUUUGAUGAAGAUGGUGGAUUAGUUGCUAAUGGUGGGUAUUUCUUCCUCGUCACGAAUUCUCUCGCUGACUAUUUUAGCUCCUCACCUGCCUGUCCAUUUGGGCAGUAUGUCGACGUGCGUUAGAACCCAGGCAGCCAUCUGGAAAGGCAAGCUCAAGAGGGGCGAUGUUCUCGUGUCGAACCAUCCUGAGUUUGGGGGUACCCAUCUUCCAGAUAUAACAGUAAUCACUCCCGCAUUUAAUGGCGAUAAGAUCAUCUUUUAUGUAGCAUCGAGAGCCCACCAUGCGGAUAUUGGUGGCAUUCUUCCUGGCUCCAUGCCACCCCACUCUCGCGAGCUCUAUCAGGAGGGUGCAGCUAUCAAGUCGGAAAAGUUGGUAUCUGAGGGCCACUUUGAUGAGGAGCGAAUAACUGAGCUUCUCCUCGAGGAGCCCGCGCAAUAUCCUGGAUGCAGCGGUACAAGGUGCCUCGCGGACAAUAUUAAUGACCUCAAGGCUCAGGUGGCAGCGAAUCAAAAGGGAAUCAACCUAAUUUCUGCACUAAUAGAGGACUAUGGCGAGGAUGUUGUCCAAUUCUACAUGAUCUCCAUCCAGAACAAUGCUGAGAACUCUGUGAGAAAUUUGUUGAAGCGCGUCUACAAGAGAUUUGAAGGCAAAGAACUGGUAGCGAAAGAGCACAUGGAUGACGGAAGUCCGAUUUGCCUCAAAGUUGAGAUAGACCCCGAGAAGGGAGAGGCAGAAUUUGAUUUUGGGGGCACUGGACCGGAGAUGUAUGGAAACAUGAAUGCUCCUGAGGCAGUCACUUACUCGGCCAUUAUCUACUGCCUGCGGUGUUUGAUCUCGGAGGAUAUUCCCCUGAACCAAGGGUGCCUGAAGCCAGUGCAUGUUAAGAUUCCGAGACAUUCAUUCCUUAGUCCCAGCGACGGUGCAGCGGUUGUCGGUGGGAAUGUCCUGACGGUAUGUUUCCUACCUUAACUCCAUAUUUUCUUCGUCACUAAUUUUUUUGGCAAACAGAGCCAGCGCAUUACGGAUGUGGUUUUGAAAGCAUUCAAAGCCUGCGCCGCCAGUCAAGGCGAUUGCAACAAUCUCACGUUCGGAUAUGGUGGGAGCCAGGAUGGCGGCGGCCAUGUCAAGGGAUUUGGCUACUAUGAGACAAUUGCCGGCGGCAGCGGAGCAGUAAGUUUCCAUAUUACAGUAUUCCUAGUUUGCGAUUGACCAGUACCAUAGGGACCCGAUUGGGACGGAGCUUCAGGAGUUCAUACACAUAUGACAAACACUCGCAUUACUGAUGCCGAAGUCUUUGAGCGUCGAUACCCUGUCCUCCUCCGCGAAUUCUCUAUUCGUAAGGGUUCUGGCGGUAUUGGUGCACAUCGCGGUGGCGAUGGGGUGAUCAGGGAUAUAGAAUUCCGAAUUCCAGUUCAAGUCUCCAUUCUUUCGGAGCGGAGAGUCUUCCAUCCAUAUGGCAUGAACGGCGGCAGAGAGGCCGAGUGUGGGCUCAAUCUCUGGAUUCACGGUAAAGACCAACGCCCCAUCAAUCUUGGAGGAAAGAAUACCGCUGCAAUGAAGCCUGGAGAGAGGAUCAUCGUCCAUACUCCCGGCGGUGGAGGUUAUGGUGAGCCCGAUGAGGAGAGGAAAGUCAAAAACAUUCAGGAUCCAAAACAUGCGUGGAGAGGAGGGAGCCUAGCCAGCAGGCUCUCAACACAGGAGACGAAUUGAGGGGCCAGCUGGUUUCAGACGUGUGCUUUUAUUUGCUUGAUUGUGGGCGAUUGUGUAUAUAAUUUGCUAAUCUCCCCAAACCAACUAUACCAUCAAUCUACGUGGGCUCCUUGCCCUUCUAGGGAGUGGAGUACAUAAAGUACUAGCAGAGAGGCUUCUAGAGAUCUCGUGGGCAUAGAAACGAUCAAAUUUAGUUCAUUUACUCU